AGAGAGAAAAGUGGGCAGAGAAGAGGGAGGCUGCGGCGAGGUGCGCAACGCGGGAGGGCUGCGGAGUUGGCUUGGCUUGGUUGGGCUUCGUUUUGGAGGAGCCGUAGCCACUAGCCACGUUUCCCUCUUCCCUCCCAAGCAAGCAAGCAAGAGCCUGACCGCCGGCGUGCGGCUGUGCUUCCUUCCAGGAUGGAGCGGGGCAUCCUCUGGCUGCUCUGCCUUUUGGGGCUGCUGUGCGCGCCUUGCAUCGGCUCCGCGCGCGGGCUCUUCCUCUUCGGCCAGCCCGAGUUCGCCGCCGCCUCCUCCUCCUCCUCGUCCUCCUCGUCGUCGUCCUACAAGCGCUCCAACUGCAAGCCCAUCCCGGCCUCGCUGCUGCUCUGCCGGGGGAUCGAGUACCCCAACAUGCGGCUGCCCAACCUGCUGGGCCACGAGACGCUGCAGGAGGUGCUGGAGCAGGCGGGCGCCUGGAUCCCGCUGGUGCAGAAGCAGUGCCACCGCGACACGCGCAAGUUCCUCUGCUCGCUCUUCGCGCCCGUCUGCAUCGACGACCUGGACGAGACCAUCCAGCCCUGCCACUCCCUCUGCCAGCAGGUCAAGGAGAGCUGCGCGCCCGUCAUGUCCGCCUUCGGCUUCCCCUGGCCCGACAUGCUGGACUGCGGGCGCUUCCCCCAGGACAACGACCUCUGCAUCCCGCCCGCCAGCGGGGACCACGUCCUGCCCACGCCCCGCGAAGCACCAAAAGUCUGUGAAGCCUGCAAAAGCAAGAAUGAGGACGACAAUGAAAUUGUGGAAAACCUGUGCAGAAAUGACUUUGCCCUGAAGAUAAAAGUGAAGGAGAUUGCCUACAUCAAUGGGGACACCAAGAUCACGCCUGAAACAAAGAGCAAAACCAUCUACAAGCUGAACGGGGUGACAGAGAGGGAUCUGAAGAAGACGGUGCUGUGGCUCAAAGGUGGCCUGCAAUGUACCUGUGACGAAAUGAAUGAUAUCAAUGCCCCCUAUCUAGUGAUGGGACAGAGGCUGGCCGGGGAGCUGGUGAUCACCUCCGUCAAGCGAUGGCAGAAAGGUCAGAGGGCGUUCAAGAGGUUUUCGCGCAGCAUCCGGAAGCUCCAGUGUUAGUCCCUUGCCGCACCGGGUCCUGUCUGUUCGCCAGCCACGAGCUCUUCCUGCACCUUCUUGCUUGAGCCUCAGAAGCACAGGAGGCAUGGGAGAGGCAGAGCCAUUUGUUGCUUUCUUUUUUCAAAUAAUAAUAAUAAUAAAGGGAGAAGAGGGAGCCAUUCCCAAUUCUGUACAUGUAGCAAAACUAUAAUUUACAAACAUCAUGCAUUUUCUUUACAUGACUGUAUCAAAGUAUCUUGCUUAGAGCUAGUUAUUUGCAGUGGUUCAAAGUGUGACUUUUGGGGGCGGGAAAGUAUAAUAACUUUUUGGGUUUCCAUUUUGAACAGGCCUUUUGUAAGUUCUGUGUGGCCUACAUUUCUGUACUGGGCAUCAGUUCAUCAAGCGUCAGCCCCAGUUUGCCAGGUUUGGCACUGACAUGGUAAGAAAGCCUCCAUGACAUACUGUUGCCCCAUCUUUUCUGUAAGUUUGUUACAAGAUUUCCAAAAAAUAUUAAAUCCCAGAUAUCACUGCUUGGUGGAUAUCCUAAAGAAGUUGCUAGCUGAAAAUGAUGAGCCAAGUCACCUUUUAAUGGAUUUAUUGCCACUAGAAAACAUGAAUCUGAAAGAAACAAGAGCUAGAGACUUCCUAUUACAGUAGAGCCUCGCUUAUCCUACAUAAAUGGGCCAACAGAACAUUGGAUAAGUGAAAAUGUUGGAUAAUAAGGAGGGAUUAAGGAAACGCCUAUUAAACGUCAGAUUACAUUAUGAUUUUACAAAUUAAGCACCAAAACAUCAUGUUUUACAACAAAUUGACAGAAAAAGCAGUUCAAUGCACAGUAAUGUUAUAUAGUAAUUAUUGUAUUUACGAAUUUAGCACCAAAUCAUUGCAAUAUAUUGAAAACAUUGACUACAAAAACAUUUACUACUAAAAGGCAGACUGUGUUGUAUAAUUGAAUGAGCAAAGGUUGGAUAAGCGAGAUUCUACUGUAUUACUGGCCACAAGUCAAAGUUAUUCCGGGCAUACUUGAUCCUGUCAGUUUCAGUGGACCUGAGCACAAAAUCCUUUGCACACUUACUUGGGAAUUAGCACUAUUUCAUUUAAUGGGACUUAAUCCUGUGAAUGUGUUUAGGAUUGGGUUGUUGUGAGUUUUCUGGGCUGUAUGGCAGUGCCCAAACACAAAUCAAGGAACAUGAAAAGCACUGCAGACUGACUCAACCAGAGAAGUCAGCCAUAGUACAGCACUUGAUGAACCAACCUGGACACAUCAUAUUAUUUGAGAACACAGAAAUGCUGGACCACCUUGACAACCACCAUGUCAAGCUACACAGAAGCUGCUGAAAUCCACAAGCAUGUGGACAGUUUCAACAGAAAGGAGGAAACCAUGAAAAUGAGCACAAUCUGGCUACCAGAAUUUUAAAAAACCUCUAAAAAUAGGACAGUAAAUAAAGAGCAACACUCAAAAGAUAGGAGAAUAGCAGACAGGAAACAAUCAGGGCCAGUUAACACCUUCCAACAAAGGAUUCCCCCAGGCAAGAAGCAGUGAGACUUUGAAGUUGCAAGGCUUUUUAAUGCUAAUCAAGGUGGCCAAUUGCAAGUUUCACACUUGCCUCCAACAGACAUGAGUUCUUUCUCCCACCCUGGACCUUACACAGAUAUAUAAACCCCACUUGCCUAGUUUCCAACAGACAUCACAACUCUGAGGAUGCCUGCCAUAGAUGUGGAUGAAAUGUCAGGAGAGAAUGUUUCUGGAACAUGGCCAUACAGCCCGGAAAAUUCACAACAACCCUGUGAUUCCGGCCAUGAAAGCCUUUGACAGCACAGUGUUUAGGGCUGUGCAACAAGUCUCUUUUAGAUAGUGACCAGGGAGAGGGAGAAGGGUUUUUGGCCACGAUUGGGUGGAAUUUGUUUUGGUAUGAAAACUGCAGUCUAUUUUUAUUCAUAUACAGAAAAAUACCAUUGUUGCAUGUGAUGCUUUUGCAGAAACUGCAUCAAUAAAGGCAUAUUAACCAUUUGCACACAAUAUUUUUUUACACAUUUGCCAGUAAUACUAGUUUUACAUUGAGCGAAUGCAUAUUUGAGGAGGUUUUCUGUUUUGUAUUAUUGUGAUACUUCUGCCUUCACAAAUUAAACCUUUUUUUAAGCCUAAGUGUAAUAUAACUAGUGGUUAUUCUGAAAAGAGUUGUAAAAUAUUACUUUAACAAAACCUGUAAAUAUUCCAGAUAAACCUUAUAUUCUUGUACAUAAACUUUACAUUGUA
This is a messenger RNA of Anolis carolinensis (green anole), 3355 nucleotides long. It is a transcript of the gene sfrp2, whose product is annotated as secreted frizzled related protein 2. The record is from RefSeq and is a predicted model, not a curated record. Gene Ontology annotation, biological process: non-canonical Wnt signaling pathway; canonical Wnt signaling pathway. NCBI's taxonomy places the organism in Eukaryota, Metazoa, Chordata, Lepidosauria, Squamata, Anolidae. Bases 190 to 1119 code for a protein of 309 amino acids. The transcript is spliced from 3 exons. Gene Ontology annotation, molecular function: Wnt-protein binding.